Pseudo-nitzschia multistriata is the source of this 2055-nucleotide messenger RNA. The record is from the annotation of a GenBank genome assembly. NCBI's taxonomy places the organism in Eukaryota, Bacillariophyta, Bacillariophyceae, Bacillariales, Bacillariaceae.
AUACGCAUACGCAUACGAAGAAAGACAGCGCCAUGAAGGAGCGGACCAAGGGACUCCUCAUCAUGCUCGCGGGGAUCCUGGCCAUCUCUCCCGACGCCGUCCUCACCCGGUACCUCGGCGAGGGGGGAUCGGAUCCGUGGACGACCGUCUUCUGGAAGAUGGCCUUCGCCGCCCCGUUCUCGCUGGGCUUUGCCGUCUACGAAGCGGGCGGCCCGAGGAAGCUCUGGGCCUCGGUGCURGACGCGAGGGUCUACUACGCGCUGGCCAUGCCCCURCAGGCGGCGGUGGACACCUGCUUCGUGCUGUCCUUUUUCUACACGACGGCGGCCAACGCCCUGCUGCUCAUCAACCUCAACCCGCUGUGGUGCGCGAUCCUGGGCCGCUUUUUGCUGGGGGACGUCCUGCCGAGGCGGACCUUUGUGGCGCUGKCCCUGUCCCUGGGGUGCAUCGCGAUCAUCUUUGUGCCGGAGAUCCUGGGAAGGAACGUUCCCGGCGGAGGAGACGACGACCCUGGCUACGGCGAAGACGUCGGCGUCGACGUCGACUAUUACGACGUCGACUACGAUCCGGGGGACGCAUGCGGAAACUCCACGAGAGCACGAUUGCUCGCCGGCACGAGCGAAAACAGCAACCUGCAAGAGUCCUCUACCAAGGGAAACGCGAUUGCCUUUGCCACGGGCCUUGGCCUCGCCGCCUACAUCACCCUCGUCCGGCACGGAAGCACGAGGGGGGAACGCAGCAACACCAACGCCAAUGCCAAUGCCAGCGCGAACGCAAACGCAAACGCCAAUCCUUCGCAAACCAGCGAUCCAGCGAAAGAAGACGGGGCCAAGCCCCUGCCGCUUCCGGACGCCCCGAAACAGCCGGCCAACCUCAUCGGUUCCACCGCGGGGGGCGUCCUGAUCGCCAUGGUGGUCAGCCUGAUCGUCAAGCGCGGGAGGGUCCUCCCCCRUGCCUGGGAGGAGGCCGCCUGGAAGUUCUGGCUGGUCAGCAUCGCCCAGGGGGCGAGCGUCGGGGCCCUCUUUGUCGCCAUCACGAUCGCCCCCCGGAUGAUCACCGGGGCCGAGAUCGGCCUCUGCGUCCUCCUGGAGGCCCUGCUGGGCCCCCUCUUUGUGUACCUGGCCUACGGGGACGCCCCGUCGGGCUGGACCGUCCUGGGGGGCUCCCUCCUGCUSGGGGUCCUGGCGGUCCACGAGGCCCUGCCCCUCUUCGAAACCGCGGCGGCCGUCGUGGUGCGGACCUCGGUCCGGCUCCGCCGGUCGUUGCUGGGAAACGCCGCUGCCGGGGAGGACGCUUCGGGGGACGGCAAAGGCGACGGCAAAGGUCCAGGCAAAGCCGGAGACGAACCGGGACACGCCGCGGAAGCCUCCCAGCGUGCGGUGGCCCCCGGCUCCGAUGGGCCUUCUACCAUUACUGCCAGCCCAAGGGGGGCGGAACACUCCGAAUGCUAGGUUGGUUGGUUGGUUGGUUGGUUUCGUGCUGUUGCGCGAUAGGGUCCGACCUCCUUUCGGGCAGCGGAACCCGCCAAAACGAGAGCAAGGCAACCGGGGCAGGCAACAAGCAUCCCCCGAAACGCCUCGGAGGCGACGCCUGCCAACUCCGCGUGCUUUGGUGCAGGGCGAAGCCGGUGCGACGGAAAACCACCGAGCUCGAAAUCGCCGGGAAAGGGAAGGACGUCCAAAAAAAGGACGCAGGGGAAUCUCUUCCCCCGAGAUUCGGCGGUGCGCACGAAUCCACGCAUUUGUGGAUCGCCGCUGCGCCACCAUCCCAUGCACGUUGCGUGCCGCUAACGCUAGAGGUUAACAUAACGAUUGCCGAUUCGAAAAGAAAGUGUAGGUUUCAGGACCGAGGCAUGGUGCCAAAACACACCGUGCUCCUGCGGAGUAUUUGCGAUUUGAUCACGUCCCGCUAGAGUGAAGCGAAGGCUAGCAAGUGUUGUAUUGAAUUGAAUCGAAAGCUAACCCACGACAACCUUCACGAAUUGAGCGACAACUGUUACUGUGUAUCUAUUAUCCCAUUGGUUAGAAGUAGACGAAAGAAAUUGUAGAAUGAAUG